UCCAAUGAAAAACUUAUGCUGGCUUCAAUGUUUCAUUCAUUGUUUGCUAUUGGUUCACAGCUGUCCCCUGAGGUUGGCAGUUCUGGAAUUGAGAUGCUGGAGACAGAUAUGUUCAAACUGCACUGCUUUCAAACACUAACUGGUAUAAAGUUCAUUGUGCUGGCAGACCCCCGGCAAUCAGGCAUUGAUGCAUUGAUGAGCAAUGAUGGUUAUAUGUUUUUCCCUUUAUGUUACAGGUGUGAACUCUUUGAUCAGAAUUUGAAGGGGGCUUUGGAGAUAGCAGAGAAAGCUGGUAACUUUGGACCUGGGUCAUAAGCAGGAUCAAAUCUGAAACCAAGGCAAAUAAAGAGGAUCAGUUGUUCCUGCAUUUGUUGUAACAUGUAGAUGUGGUACAUUACCCACACAACCUUAGCAUUUGCAACAUAGCGAGCUACGCAUGCAGACUCAGAUAUAAAAACGACAUCAAUGAGUACAUGUUACUUUGUAGAAGGAAAAAUCUUGUACUAUACAUUAAAAAGCUUGUCUCAGUGGAAGUAUUUACAUCUUAUUUUUGUUCAGCCACCACUACCACAUAAUAUUGGGGAAACAGUGAGAAGUAUUUUAAGUUUCCCACAUUUGCAGC
Molecule: messenger RNA, 622 nt
Organism: Esox lucius (northern pike)
Lineage: Eukaryota; Metazoa; Chordata; Actinopteri; Esociformes; Esocidae
Product: trafficking protein particle complex subunit 4-like
Exons: 3
Coding region: 16-315 (99 amino acids)
Biological process (GO): endoplasmic reticulum to Golgi vesicle-mediated transport
Cellular component (GO): TRAPP complex
Source: RefSeq, a predicted model, not a curated record